Nannospalax galili (Upper Galilee mountains blind mole rat) is the source of this 2262-nucleotide messenger RNA. It is a transcript of the gene Slc27a3, whose product is annotated as solute carrier family 27 member 3. Lineage: Eukaryota; Metazoa; Chordata; Mammalia; Rodentia; Spalacidae. Gene Ontology annotation, cellular component: endoplasmic reticulum; mitochondrion. The record is from RefSeq and is a predicted model, not a curated record. Gene Ontology annotation, molecular function: long-chain fatty acid transmembrane transporter activity; long-chain fatty acid-CoA ligase activity. The transcript is spliced from 10 exons. The coding region runs from base 114 to 2132 and encodes 672 amino acids.
GUGUGCCGGCGCACGCGCGCUCGGAAAGGAGAGGUCUGGAGUGGGACCGGCGGGCUCUGUUUGAGGAGCGACCUGGGGCAAGCAGCUGAGGCCGGCCGGAAGAAGAGGGCACCAUGGUGGGUCUCCUCCUGCUGCUGCCCCUGCUGCUGCUGCUGCCGCUGCUGCUAAAACUGGACCUCUGGCCUCAGCUGCGCUGGCUGCCGGCGGACCUGGCCUUCGCAGUGCGCGCCCUACGCUGCAAAAGGGCUCUGCGAGCGCGCGCGCGGGCCGCCGCCUCCGCCGACCCUCAGAGCCCCGACAGCGGCUGCAGCCUGGCCUGGCGCCUAGCGCAGCUGGCUCGGCAGCGAUCGGCGCACACCUUUCUCAUUCACGGUGCGCGGCGCUUUAGCUACGCCGAGGCGGAGCGCGCCAGUAACCGGGCUGCCCGCGCCUUCCUGCGCGCCCGGGACUGGACCGGGGGCGGCGAAGAGGGGGCGCCGGGACCCAGAGACGCCGCGGCCGGAAGCGGCCAGAUGCUGGCCGAGCGUCGAGAGGAUGCGGCGGCCAGCGGUGGACCCGCCGCGCCCACACUGGCACCCGGGGCGACGGUAGCGCUGCUCCUCCCCGCCAGCCCGGAAUUCCUGUGGCUUUGGUUCGGACUGGCCAAGGCCGGUCUGUGCACCGCCUUUGUGCCCACCGCGCUCCGCCGGGAGCCCCUGCUGCACUGCCUCCGCAGCUGCGGCGCGCGCGCUCUCGUGCUGGCGCCAGAGCUCCUGGAGUCCCUGGAGCCCGACCUGCCGGCCCUGAGAGCCAUGGGGCUCCACCUGUGGACGGCAGGCCCUGUAACCCACCUUGCUGGAACCAGCGAUUUGCUAGCCGAGGUAGCAGCCCAAGUGGAUGAGCCAGUGCCGGGAUACCUGUCUGCCCCCCAGAACAUAAUGGACACCUGCCUGUACAUCUUCACCUCUGGCACUACGGGCCUCCCCAAGGCUGCUCGGAUCAGUCAUCUGAAGGUCUUGCAGUGCCAGGGGUUCUACCAGCUGUGUGGGGUCCACCAGGAGGAUGUGAUCUACCUAACACUGCCGCUGUACCACAUGUCUGGCUCCCUACUAGGCAUCGUGGGCUGCUUGGGCAUUGGAGCCACAGUCGUACUAAAGUCCAAGUUCUCAGCCAGCCAGUUCUGGGAGGACUGCCAGAAGCACAGGGUGACAGUGUUCCAGUACAUUGGGGAGUUGUGCCGAUACCUUGUCAACCAGCCCCCGAACAAGGCAGAACAUGACCAUAAGGUCCGGCUGGCUGUGGGCAGUGGGCUGCGCUCAGACACCUGGGAGCGUUUUGUGCGGCGCUUUGGGCCUCUGCAGGUUCUAGAGACGUACGGAUUGACAGAAGGCAACGUGGCCACUUUCAACUACACGGGACAGCAGGGCGCUGUGGGGCGAGCUUCCUGGCUUUAUAAGCACAUCUUCCCUUUCUCCUUGAUUCGCUAUGAUGUCAUGACAGGAGAGCCCAUUCGCAAUGCCCAAGGGUGUUGUGUAGCCACGUCUCCAGGUGAGCCAGGGCUGCUGGUGGCCCCGGUGAGCCAGCAGUCCCCAUUCCUGGGCUAUGCUGGGGCCCCAGAGCUAGCCCAGGGGAAGCUGCUGAAGGAUGUCUUCUGGCCUGGAGACAUUUUCUUCAACACUGGGGACCUCUUGGUUUGUGAUGAGCAGGGCUUUCUUCGCUUCCACGAUCGUACUGGUGACACCUUCAGGUGGAAGGGGGAGAACGUGGCCACAACGGAGGUGGCAGAGGUCUUUGAGGCCCUGGACUUCCUUCAGGAGGUGAACAUCUAUGGAGUCACUGUGCCAGGGCAAGAAGGCAGGGCUGGAAUGGCGGCCCUAGUUCUGCGGCCCCUACAGGCUUUGGAUCUAGCUCAGCUCUAUGUUCAUGUUUCGGAGAACUUGCCGCCUUAUGCCCAGCCUCGAUUCCUCCGACUCAAGGAAUCUUUGGCCACUACAGAGACCUUCAAACAGCAGAAGGUUCGGAUGGCAAAUGAGGGCUUUGACCCCAGUGUGCUCUCCGACCCCCUCUAUGUUCUGGACCAGGAUGUGGGUGCCUACCUGCCCCUCACACCUGCUCGGUACAGUGCCCUCCUGACUGGGGAUCUUCGAAUCUGAGGUCUUCUACCUGAAGGAGGGACUUUUAGGGUACAGGCCACUGUGGCUGUACCGGGGGCUUUCAGAUAUCUUUUAUAUAUCAAGUUGUUACCAUUAUUUUGUAGUAAACAGCUGAGGCUGAUCUAGCUCA